Xiphophorus hellerii (green swordtail) is the source of this 4689-nucleotide messenger RNA. RefSeq names its product max interactor 1, dimerization protein (gene mxi1). Gene Ontology annotation, molecular function: DNA-binding transcription factor activity, RNA polymerase II-specific; protein dimerization activity; RNA polymerase II cis-regulatory region sequence-specific DNA binding. The coding region runs from base 427 to 1110 and encodes 227 amino acids. Gene Ontology annotation, biological process: regulation of transcription by RNA polymerase II. The record is from RefSeq and is a predicted model, not a curated record. NCBI's taxonomy places the organism in Eukaryota, Metazoa, Chordata, Actinopteri, Cyprinodontiformes, Poeciliidae. The transcript is spliced from 6 exons.
GGCUAGGUAAACAAACAGGAGAGGAGAAGAAACGAGCAGCAGACGCUUUGCUGGGUUCUGGCUCAUUUAGGGACACUUUUCUAUUCACAUCUCUUUUUGUAAAAAAAAACAAAAAAUGAUAUCCUGUUUCCUAGAAAAAAAAUAUUCCUUUGAUACACGGGUACUAACAUUUUCUAACAAGAUUUAAGAACUGCUGGCUGUUAGUAGUAGCUUGCUAGCUCGGAAAGACUGGACUUUUUGCACCAUCUUUUUUUUAUUAGAGCUCGUAAGAAAAGCUCCGUGUAGGUCAAUGAGGUGUCUUUUUUUCCCCAGCCAGUUCCAUUAGAUGCAGUACUGUCUUCGGUAAAUAAAUACAUUUUAAAAAGCGACCGAGCGUUCCUGCCGUUUGCGAAGUUCAACGUUAACGGCAGACAGCCUCAGGGAAGAAUGACCGAUGUCCAGCUAGUAAAUAUCCAGCUGUUACUGGAGGCAGCGGAGUACAUAGAAAGAAGAGAAAGAGAGUGCGAACAUGGAUAUGCUUCGACCUUCCCUUUAAACCAGAGCACAAACUACCAGAGGCAGAGGAAGUUCCGAAAUAAAAAGUUCAGCAGCAAUCACAACAGGUCAACACACAAUGAACUGGAAAAAAACAGACGAGCCCACCUGCGGCUGUGUUUGGAGAGGUUGAAGACCCUCAUACCUCUGGGACCCGACUGUAGCCGCCACACCACCCUGGGCCUACUCAAUAAAGCCAAAGCACACAUAAAGAAACUUGAAGAAGCCGACAGGAAGAGCCAGUACCAGCUGGAGUCCCUGGAGCGCGAGCAGAGACACCUACAGCGUCAGCUGGAGCUGCUGAGAGGAGGAAGCACCGCUGCCGUCCAGAGCAGCCCGGGGGAGGGGGAGAGGAUACGCAUGGACAGCGUGGGCUCCACCCUCUGCUCCGACCGCUCGGACUCCGACCAAGAAGAGAUUGAGGUGGACGUAGAGAGCACCGAGUUCUCCCAUGGAGAGCUCGACAGCGUGAGCAUGGCCAGCACCAGCGACCUGGAUGACCACAGCAGCCUGCAGAGCAUGGCCAGCGACGAGGGCUACUCCUCCUGCAGCGUCAAACUUGCCUUCUCCUCCUAAAGCCGCCGCCGCCGCCAGCACCGACCAGCCCUGCCAAACCCGCCUGUCCUUCUCCUCCACCCCUCUGCCGUCUUCAUAGCCCAUCCAGCCGUGGCGUCGCCAACGACGACAGCGUCCCCUCUCCGAGCCUUUUUUCCUUUUUCUUUUUUUUUGUUACAUCCACUCCAUCCCGCCGUCACCUGUGGCCCCCUCUCCUCUCCCCGGACAACCGGGUUUAAGUUUGGUUUAAAGGGAGAACGGAGACUUCACACACACACACAAGUCUUCUGGAUUUUUUUAAAACCCACUACACGAAGAAGAAGAAGAAAAAAAAACAAUUUGUAGUUGAAUUUAGGUGUGAUAUUUCCUUUUGAUUUUUAAAAACAUGCACAAUCCCUGAUUUUACUCAAAAUGCACUUAAUUUUUUUUUAUAACAGUGAACUUGCUCAAGAGUUGUCGGUUCUCCAAUGCGGGCGUCUGAACCGAAGCUUAACGACGGGGGGUUUUGGGGGAGGGAUCUCCGCCUCGACUAAACGGCCCCGCGGGCGCCACAAACGCCUUCCCCGUCGUCUCAUUGCUUGUCCACAGCACAGAGGCUCACAUCCUCGAAAUCGGUGCUACCGGGAAGGCAGGUCAGACUCGUCGCCACGCGGAGAGCGUCUUCUGCGUGUCGAAGCGAUCGCAGGAGAAAACGGGCGGAAGCUACAGAAUGCGGUUUCAAAAGUCGUAACUUUGUGCGAAUGUUUCGUUUUCGCUCCUGUUCCCCUCAAACAAGCAGCUACGACAAGCCAUCCAGCACUCGCCUACUUCGUAGCUGUCCGUAUGUAACAAGGCACAAUCCGAGACGAGAUUAAAACACACACACGCAUAUAAGAAAAAAAAAAGCAGCAGCAACGAGGAAAAAAAAUCGUAACGGCUCCGAAGUUUGGAACAGAGGCACGACCUUUUUUCCAGCAGUAAGAAGCAAUAACUCCCGCAGUUUUUUGUCUUUUUUUUUUUUCUGUCCGUUUCAAUCCCUUUCCUUUCUCAGUUCUGUGUGACCAUCGGAAUAAACAAAUUAGAGCAAUUAAUAUUAUUAUAAUUAUUACUUUUUUGUACAUACAAAUAGCUUAAUAAAUCAAACUUUAACAAAAAAAAAAAAAAGAGUUUAAAAAGCUCAUGGAUAGAGCUGUUGCUGUUUGACUUCUGUUUAUGGUGCAUUAUAAAUGAAAUUUUUAUCUUUUAAACAUUUCUUUGCUGUUUGAAAUAAACUAUUUACUCGGCGCCCCGACCGGGGAGCGACGUUUUAUUGGUGUGACGGAGAAAACCCAGACAGAGCAGCUCUCUCUCUCUCUCUCUGUGUCCUGUCAGGACUCUCAGUUGGAGAAUGCGGUUGUAGUUUGGCGCAGUUAUUGUUAUUAUUAUUAUUAUUAUUAAUUUUUUGUUUUUAUUUAUUGGAUUAUUUCUUUUUUUUUGUUGGUUUUUUUGUUAUUUCUUGUUUGAUAUUCCUCGUGCAUGUGGCAUUCCUCCGGUGGGUCGGGUGUUUCUGAAGGAGAAAAACGGGUCGUAUGAUGUCAAUAAUCUCCAUCCUAACCUUUCACUGGCAUUACGAAUUGCACUUCAACCACAGUUUCCUUUUUCCGCUCCACCUGCCAUCCAUUCAUUUUCCCAUCCGAAAUGAGAACGGGAAGCACGCUGCUCGCUCUUGAAUAUUUAUUUCUCGGUCCCUUAAAGAGCACAAGCAGUGGGGGAUGAGUGGGAGGCGAAAAAGUUAACUUAUUUUGGUUCUGUCUUAUUUUACUCACUAUUAUUCCUCAUUCCUUAUUUUAAGAAUUGUGUAUUUUAUGUUAUCGUUAAGCUUUUUUUUUUUUUUUUUAUUUUCUUUUCGGGGUGGGGAGGAUUUUAAGGAAUGAUUAUAAUAAUUUUUUUUUUUUUAAAAAAGCGUAGCCAUUUUGUUUGAUUAUUAUUAUUUUUCAGAUGUUUGACUCUACGGACACUUGAAAUGUACUCGGGAUCCCUAAGCUGCUCCUAGUGCUGAGCCUCGCCUGUUCUGAGUCGCCGGCCUCGUCCAGAACCGUCUCCGUCCUCGAGCAACCGCUUCAGUCUGGAUUUUUUUUUUAUUAUUAUCAUUUUUUUUUAAUUAAAAAAAAAAAAUAAAAAUUCUGCUCCGAGGGUCGAGCUGCUUCUGCACGAGACUCGCUCACAGCCAAGACUUUUACUGGCAAAUACUGAGCCAGCUACUACACAAUAAACAUAAAACAAGGGGGUCUAAAAAUCAAAAAGCAACACGAGAAAGAAACUAACAAAAAACGCCACUUUCCUGUAUUGCGAGGAUUGUCGUCUCUAUUCGACUUGUGUUUUAGUUGACUAAAUACGUCUUACAUUUACCUCCGUUUGAGGAUUUAAUGUGGAAAAAGAAAAAAAAGACCGUAAUAAGAACAAACCUUUGGUUGCCUAAGGGCGUCACUAAGGUGUGGGCUCCUCCCCUCAGAGCUCUGUGGAGGUUGUUGGACUUGGCACUGAAUCAGAAAGUCACCACUUUUUUGGUGCUUUAUUGUAAAAACAAAAAUGCCAAAAAAAAAAAAAGAAACACACCUCAGAACACCUCAGUGUCCUCUCUCUCUCUUUCUCUCUCUCUUUGAGGGACAGUUUACAUUUGCUCCCCCCCCCCCCCCCCUUUUAAUUUAAUAACUUCCAUCUUAGUGUUGCUUUAUUGUUGUUGGGUUUUUUUCCUUCAUAUGUUGGCUUUCUGAAACUGCACUGCUGAUAGUAGAAGAGCUCCAUGGUUGACCACAGAUCUCUCUCUCCCUGUGCAACAUGCUGUGUUUUACCGCACAUUUGAUUAAAUGGCAAAACUAGACGUGAUGAAAUUGGUGGCCAAAAUCGGGCAAUAUUUGAUCUUGACCGGAACCAGCUGUUCCGAUUUAUUGGCAUUUAAAACUUAUGCAAGUGUGUGUGCGUGUGUGUGUGUGCGUUCUUGAAGGACCAAAGCUUUAGCAAAGAAGGACCUGAUCUUGAACUAGCCUACACACAUCUUUUUAGGCUCUUUUUUUUUGGGAAUGAAUUUUAGCCUUCCAGGGUGUGUUUAUCUUAGAAUGACUGGUCUACACAGUGUGUGUUGCACAAAAUGUAAAAGCGGAGCUUGAUUGCGGGUUGGAUGCAGACUGGGUCCUAGAUCAGCUAAUAGGCAGGUCUGGAGAAAAAAUUAUUUUUGGCUAGCAUAUCGUCUCAAAACUAUAUUUUUCUCUUAAGUGUUUAAGCUCAAGUUUUAGUUUUCUUUUUUUCCCCUGGUCUCUCUCUCUAAAGUCUAAACUAAUGGGCGCCUUCUUCCAGGAGCAGUGCAGUAGAGAGCCUACUGUUGUUGUGAACCUGUGGCCAUUUUGUUAUGUUUUUCUUUUUUGUAAAACAUGCACUCUGGUGAUGACGACGGUGAUGAUGAUGAUGAUGAGGAGGAGGAAUAAUCUAGUUGUGUAUGUUGAACAUGCAAUACCGACAAUAAAGCCACCAAGAUUUUCAAACCUAAAGGACUGAAAUGAGCUGUCAAUGCCACAACAUGUCUCUCCUGAAUGUACUGUAAAGAGAUGGCUCACACUGAGAUGAAUAAAGUUUGUGACUUUGAAA